AUGCCUCGCGACCGGACCGCAUGGCGAGGAGGCGGUGCUGGACCAUUGCCCGCGUCACUCUCAAGCCUGUCUCUGGAAGACAAAGCCACGGUGGAUGAGAACACGGUGCGGCCGGAAGAAGGGCCGAAGCUGAACGCCGGGCGCCUUCCCGCCUCGCAGGAGGAUGGCCUGAUGCGACUCAGCCGAAACAGCUCGAGCCAACUUCCAGCUCCGCGUGAUCAAAGCAUCCUGAAGCUGUCUGCACAGUCGAGCGAGGUGGUUCUUCUGCCAACUGCGCCCUCGCCCUCCGCUUCCAUCUCCUCGCCGGGCCGUACCGCGAGCCGGUCCACUGGGCCCCCGGAGAAGGAUGCGCCGGCUGAAGUGCGCUACAUGCGAGCAGCGCAGCUGUUACAGGAUGCUUUCAAUGGUCCUGCCGAACGGGAGCCAGAGCCGCAGCCGGGGAACGAGGCAGACCACAGCCCGGCAAAGAUGAGGACUAUGCAGAUGUCUUGGAGUUCGUUGCCCCUUGAGCAGACCACGACUCCACGAUCCAUGGCGCCUGCACCGGCGCCGAGGCCCGUGGUCCCCACGCGCUUCGUCAGUGCAUGCACCCGGACCGUAAGCACAUCGGCCUUUGCAAGCUCCUCCCCAAUGCAGGAGCAUCGGGAGAUCCAUGUGCCACCGGCGAGCGCGCGGCUUCGCUGGUCCUUCAGUGAUGCACACGUGGCGCACAACCCGCAGGUCAUCACAGCGCCCACGCCAUGGCGGGCAGUCACCAGUGUUCCCCUGGCGAGCAACCCGCGCUCCGUGUCACCCACGCGGCUUGUCGCAUCUACGGCCAGCUGGACGCCGCCGAGCGCCGCCCCGAUCCUCCGGUCGCCGCGGAGGUCGGUGCCCAUGCCAGGGCCGCUACACCCGGCGUCGACUUCCGCCUCUUCGACGCCGCAGCCGCCAUUGGCACCGCCGAUGGUAAGCUCGGCCGCCAAGUCUCUGCCUGUGAGGACAGGCAGCUUGCAGGCUGGAACAGGCACGCCGCAACCGCCUGGCCAGCUGGCGGGCGCGAGGCCGAUCCUGCUGCCUGCUGCGCGGACGCCACCUCAAGCGAACACAUCGUUCACGUCGCCGGCUGUUGCCUUAACUCCGGCCCCCGCCAUGCCAGCGUUCAAUGCCACGCAGGCCGGCCCGGUGCGGUGUACCAUCGGAGCAGUGGGUGAACGAGUACACAACGCGCCGCCGCCAGAAGCUGGGAAUCGAGGUGAAGGGCUUCGGCUCUCACCGCGGGUCUCGGCGCCAGUGCAGGGCGCCCAGCAGUCCUAUGUUUACGUGGGCGUGCCUGGUGGACUGCAGGCCACCUCGUCCACUGCCACACAGGCGAGACAAAGCCUCGGGAGGCGGAUGUGGAAAAGCGGAAAUGGCAAGGCCAUUGGACCGCCCAAUGCACACCACAACCAGGAGGUGGACGAGAAUUUGACGUCCGUCUGUGUGAAGCUGCAGCAAAGGCUGGGCAAGCUGAGCACCAAGAAGACCAUCGCGCUAUGA
Symbiodinium sp. CCMP2456 is the source of this 1518-nucleotide messenger RNA. Lineage: Eukaryota; Dinophyceae; Suessiales; Symbiodiniaceae. The record is from the annotation of a GenBank genome assembly.